GUAGGUCAAUCCUUGCGGGUGCUUUUAUUGGAUGUGCCGCUGUCAAGCAGCGGCGAAGAAAUGGAAGGGCAAACGCCAAGCAAGGCAGAGAAAAGACAAGCCUAAAAACGAGCUCGAUUUGGCGGCUUCAUUCUAGCUCGUCCUCGCGCCCUCGCCACCUUUAAUCAUCCUGCACCGAAAUACGAAACUUGUCUACAUCGACUGCCUUUUUUCAUCUUUUUUUGGCAUUUUACCUUCACAUUUGUAUAAUUUGACAGCGUCCACAUCCACCUUUUUCUCCGACCACCGGAAUGAGACAACAGCGAGGAGCCUGGAGACACUGCACCCGGGUUGGGCUCAUCCUGAAGCUGGUAUCGGAUGCCUGAACGCCGGCUGGCCCCUCCGCGUCCUCCACUGGUCAAUUGCGGAGCUGAUACAUGGGGAGUUGCAUUCUGUUGCACUGGGAAUGCUUUGACACGAGUGUCCACAUGAAUGCCGUACAGUGUGAUUAUUGCAGCCUGUUGAUGAGGAUGAUAAUAAUGGUCGCCUCAGUGUUGGAGCAAAGUGUGCUGAGAACGCGUACACUGGCCGUCCUCAGCUGAAGUGGGCCACCAGAUUGUUUAAAGAAGCACAAAUUUUUUUUUUCAUUAAUAAUCACAUUUUUGGAUGGCUCCAGGCUGGAGAAGGACGACGACCAUUGCAAGAUUGCACAGCAGAAAUGGAUAAAACUGUUGCAUGAGGCUGCACUGUGUGUGUGUGCGUGUGCGUGUGCGUGUGUAUGUUCAGGCCUACUUGAUGACUGAAGUUGAGCACAAAAAAACAUGAAAAAAUGGUGAUGUGGUACGAGGAAGACGAGAAGAGGAGCCUUGGGGGCUCAGAACAGUCCAGCUGAACAAUAGCCCAACUUUUUCCCCCAAAGGAGGACUGCUGCUUUGAUUAAAGAUCUCCAAUUAAGUUCAUGUGAAAAACAAGAGGGAGGAAAUCAGCUUCCCAGUCUGCUGGGGGGAUAGAAAAUAUAUUAUUCAUGCCUCUUUUUAGAGCAGUUGCAAAAGUGGCUUUGUUGUGGCCCAGAUGACAUAUAUGUAUUUAAGCCUAGAGAAUGGACCCUUUGCAUUAUUAACAAAAAAGUGAGCGAAUGUCACUCCGGUAGCCCUCACAGUAAAGCACUUGCGCAAAAAGGAGAAAAGAAGGCAGAAGUGGGUUGAAGCAUGGGCUGUGCUUCAAGUAUUCAUAUCUCUGAUAGGGUGGUCUACCACAGUGGAAAAGAGUCCGAGGAUUCCCACUCGCCCCAGCAGACUAACACCACUCAUCAUCAAGGAAAUCCUGUCUCGGAACUACCCCUCAAACCCCCGAGCUGCAAGACCACAUUAACAGAGGUGCAAUUUGGACCAAUGAAGUUAUUUAAAGACCCACUUCAGGUACUUUUAGUUUUUGCCAAAGAGGACAGUCAGAGUAAUGGCUUCUGCUGGGCUUGUGAGAAGGCCAACUACAGGUGCAGCAUGGCGCGGACGCCCGAGUCGGCCCUCGAAUGCUUUGCCGAAAAGCAUCAUGACCUUGUCAUCAUUGACCACAGACAUUCCAGACACUUUGACGCUGAAGCACUAUGCCGGUCAAUGAGAGCGGUCAGCUCUUCAGAAAACACUGUGAUAGUUGCCGUUGUGAAAAGGCCAGACAGGGAGGAAGCCUCUGUGAUGCCUCUGAUCAAUGCCGGCUUUAAUAGGAGAUAUGUGGAGAAUGCCAAUAUGAUGGCCUGCUAUAAUGAGCUGCUACAGCUGGAGCAUGGAGAGGUGCUGGCACAGUUUAAACUGAGGGCUGGGAAUGCUAUUUUCACAGCUCUCGAACAAAGCCAAGAGGCCAUCGAGAUCACGUCUGAAGAUCAAGUCAUUCAGUAUGUGAAUCCUGCCUAUGAGUCCGUUAUGGGCUACCAACAAGGUGAGCUUAUAGGGAAGGAAAUAAUAGAAGUGCCUAAAAGUGAGAAGAAUAAGCCUGAUCUCCUUGAAACAAUAAACUCCUGCAUCCAGAAAGGGAAGGAGUGGCAGGGGACUUAUUAUGCCAAAAAGAAGAAUGGAGACAGCAUCCAGCAAAAUGUGAAGAUCACACCUGUAAUUGGACAGGGAGGAAAAAUAAGGCACUAUGUGUCUAUUAACAGGCCUUUAAAUGAUAAUAAUAAGAUGUCAAGUGAACGAGUGCAAGCAGAGUCUCAAACUGAUAUCCAAUCCAGUAAGCACAAAGACCGGCGGAAAGGCUCUCUGGAUGUAAGAUCCACAACAUCUCGGGGGAGCGAUGGGAGCUCACAGCGAAGGCACUCCUCAAUGGCCCGAAUCCACUCCAUGACGAUAGAGGCUCCCAUCACUAAGGUCAUAAACAUCAUCAAUGCAGCACAGGAGAGCAGCCCCAUGCCCGUGGCAGAGGCCCUGGAUCGGGUACUUGAGAUCCUGAGGACCACAGAACUCUACUCUCCACAGCUGGGCACCAAGGAUGAAGACCCCCAUACGAAUGACCUUGUUGGGGGACUGAUGACAGAUGGUUUACGCAGAUUGUCAGGAAAUGAGUACAUCUUUUCCACAAAACAGCCCCAUCACAUCCCAAGUCACCUGGCCACUCCUCUUUCCCUAAACGACAUCCCCCCUCGUAUAGCUCAGACCAUGGAGAGUGAGGACUCUUGGGACUUUGACAUUUUUAACUUGGAAGCUGCAACCAUGAAACGGCCUUUGACCUUCUUAGGUUUGAAGAUAUUCUCCCGCUUUGGGGUUUGCGAGUACCUCAACUGUCCCGAGGCCACUUUGCGCUCCUGGUUGCAAGUGAUUGAAGCCAACUACCACUCCAGCAACUCCUACCACAAUUCUUCCCAUGCGGCGGAUGUCCUGCACGCCACUGCAUAUUUCCUGUGCAAGGAGAGAGUCAAGCAAAGCUUAGAUCCCAUUGAUGAGGUAGCUGCCCUGAUUGCUGCCACCGUGCACGACGUGGACCACCCAGGCCGCACCAACAGUUUCCUGUGCAACGCGGGAAGUGAGCUUGCCAUCCUGUACAACGACACCGCCGUACUGGAGAGCCAUCAUGCAGCACUCGCCUUCCAGAUCACCACCCGAGAUGAUAAGUGCAACAUCUUUAAGAACAUUGAAAGGAAUGAGUAUCGAACACUGCGACAGGCCAUCAUUGACAUGGUGCUUGCAACUGAGAUGACCAAACACUUUGAACAUGUCAACAAAUUUGUCAACAGCAUCAACAAACCGCUGGCUGCUUUGGAGGAGAAUGGGGGAAGCAACGAUGAGGAGUCUGUGAAAAGCAUACUCACAUCCCCUGAAAAUCGCAUCCUUGUUAAGCGAAUGCUGAUUAAGUGUGCAGACAUCUCCAAUCCAUGCAGGCCUCUGGAGCUGUGUAUAGAAUGGGCCGGACGCAUUUCCGAGGAGUAUUUUGCACAGACUGACGAGGAGAAGAGACAAGGCCUUCCGGUGGUCAUGCCUGUCUUUGACAGGAACACAUGUAGCAUCCCAAAGUCCCAGAUUUCUUUUAUAGACUACUUCAUCACGGACAUGUUUGAUGCUUGGGAUGCUUUUGCAGACCUCCCCAAUCUUAUGCAGCACUUGGACAACAAUUUCAAGUACUGGAAAGGCCUGGAUGAACGAAAGCUGCACAGCCUGCGACCGCCUCCAGAGUAGGCGUUGCACUCCCCUGCUUGUGUAGCACGCCGAGCGUCCACAUGCGCGUGCAUACAGAAUGCAUAGCCCUUGACGUUCUGACAGGCAGCAGCGGCGCCAACAUCGCCCACUCUUAUAAGCUUGUCUUAGAAGAACUGUGAAAAAAACAGACAUGGACACAGCACAGGGCAGCACCCUUUGGAACUUCUCAUGCCUCUCAGGCAUUUGCAGUGUAGCUGGUCAUGACUUGAGAAGGGGUCCGGACAGGCCUCAUGGAUAAGCUUCAGUCCCAUUUUUACCAUAUGGGCUCUCCUGCCUGCCUGUGAAGCUGACCUUGCUGUUUGAGUAGGAACUGCUUGUUUACUGAAAGAGCCAGCAACACUGGAAGAGAGAAUGGAAAGGUAGUCAGGAUAUAUGAAGGUAUUCUAUACAAGUCAGGUCAUACAGUCGCCUUCAUCCUCCAUCCAUGUGCACUCAGCAAGGCAGGACUGCUCCUUCUGCCCCUGGAGGCUGAAAUAUAAAAUCACACUUCACUUUUUUUUCUUUUUCAAUAUUUGUCAAUGUAUUUCUAUGUGUCCUACAGAAAAACAACAAAGUGGCAUACAGUAACUGGCAUGUUGGACAAAAACCUUAACAUUGUGAUCAUUGAUAACCAAUGAGAGAUUAUUCUGUAUGCUCAUUUUUCUUAGACGUACCGCAUUUUCUAUGUUUCAUUGAAUUGGUUGAUAAGUAAAGGAACAGAAAAAAGCCAAAGCUAAUCAAGUACAAAUACUACUUACUAUAACUCUUGCUAUUAUUCAUAUGAAGCAUUACCAUAUUAAACAUUUUUAUUUUCGUAUCAAAAGUACAGUACCAGUUUGAAUGAAUGCUUUUGUAUUGCACUGUAAAGCAUAUUACCCACAUCUAUGUCUCAGUGUCCGGGGGAUGGGAUGUUACAUUGGAGAAUAAGCUGUUAUUGUUGAUCAUCAGGAGUUUGCAUGUGUGGAUGCGUGGUUGUGUGGGUGCAAUCGUUGUUGCAACGAUCCCUCACUCAUGGUUUAAUGCUGUAAACCGCUUGACAUUUGACAACAGCAGAAAUAUGUGAAAACAUUUUUGGACUUGAAUUUUUGUUUUUUUUUUCUCCCAGACUUUUUUGUAUCUGGUUUAUCCUACUGAAAAGACUGCCUUAUUUUAUACAAUAUUUAUACAGUACAUCCCACUGUGCAACUGCAAGAGACAUCUGGAGUUUUUAUUAUAACAUAGUCAGGUUAUGUUGAAGUAAAUCUCAAUAUUUUUAUAGACUUUUACACUGGAUUUGCAGCAAAUGAGAUCAACCAUUAUAGCGAUCUGAAUACCUGUGAAUUUGAAUAUCAUACAGAGCAUGUGUAUAGAGAACUAAAUGGUUAAUGAAGGAAGUUGUACAUCAUACAGUUGUCUAUCACUGUUUGGAAGCAGUCUCCUUGAGGCCGGCUUACAUUGAUUUCAAUCAAACAUCCUUCUAUUUUGGCCACUAGUCCAGCAUAUUUCUGCACAGACCCAUGGAGCAGAUUUUUCUCCACAGGUGGCUUGGAUUUGGUUAUUAAUAUAGGUCAAAAAGAUUGUUGCUGAUGAAGAAUAUCUCCUCAUUAAACAGCAUAGACAAAAAAAAUAGUUAAUCAGAAGAAUGCAUUCAUGUUACUUUCUCUCUGAUGACAGAACUGUACACUCAACGGGGAGACUUGUUUCUUCCUUCUGAUUCACAUCUUGGUCUGAGGGCACCGAAAAAAUUUAGAAACUAUUCAGUGAAAAAUAAAAUGAA
Dunckerocampus dactyliophorus (ringed pipefish) is the source of this 5394-nucleotide messenger RNA. It is a transcript of the gene pde8a, whose product is annotated as phosphodiesterase 8A. The transcript has 22 exons. The record is from RefSeq and is a predicted model, not a curated record. Gene Ontology annotation, biological process: signal transduction; cellular response to epidermal growth factor stimulus; regulation of DNA-templated transcription. NCBI's taxonomy places the organism in Eukaryota, Metazoa, Chordata, Actinopteri, Syngnathiformes, Syngnathidae. Gene Ontology annotation, molecular function: 3',5'-cyclic-AMP phosphodiesterase activity. Bases 1188 to 3638 code for a protein of 816 amino acids.